AUGCGCAGUCACGGUAUCGACGACUAUCUCAUGGUUGGUACCUGGCUGCUCUGGAUAGCGACCAUUGCUGUUACCACUGUAUAUACCGAGAACGGCGGUGCGCGCCAUGUUUACUACAUAGCCCCAGAGAAAGUACCUGUUGUUAUAAGGGAUAGUCUAAUUGCCCAAGCACUGGGGGUGCUCACUCCUGCAUUGGGCAAGAUGAGUGUCGCAGCUGUGAUGGUUCGACUAUUGGGGAGAAGUACUAACGUCUGGAAAUGGCAAUUAUGGUGUCUUCAUAUCAUCAUGGCCAUCUAUAUGGUUAUGAGUAUCCUGGUUGUGAUAUUUGUCUUCGUCCAAUGUAACCCAACGGCCGCUCUUUGGGACACAACGAUUAAAAAUGCCCGUUGUUGGAAAAAGUCAAUCUACAUUGACUACAUUAUUGCACAAUCAUCGGUCGGAACGUUUAUAGACUUUCUGUUAGCAUUAGCGCCAUCCUAUAUGAUCAGGCGAUUGAAUAUGAGUCUGAAAGACAAGAUGGGGCUUUGUGUUCUCUUCGGACUCGGUACCUUCGCUGGCGUUUGCGCAGCUAUGAAAACAGUGAAGCUGAAGGAGUUCGCCAAUGUUAUUGACUUCACUUGGAAUACUUAUGAGGUUUUCUUAUGGGCACAGGCUGAAGUUUUCAUUGUCAUCAUCUGUGGCUCGGUGCCCACACUCAAGCCGCUAUAUCAGCACAUGCGACGAGGCGGAAGGAAACAAUUUGGGCCGCCAGGGUCGCGUUAUCAAUACCGAUCCACAUCGCAGAGAAUGGCAAACAGCUUUGGCUCAGGAGCCAAUCAUUCAACAGCGUCACGACAUGGUGGUAGCAGUCUUAUUGCCAAAGUAUCUGACGAUACUGAUGGUGAACAGCUCGUAACGUAUCCUCCUAAGACCAUCGACAUCCAAGUAUCUGGUGCAGCCUUUAUACCUCGAUCAAGCGAUCAUAAUUCACCAAGAUAUCCUUUUGGAAAUAACGGCAGUGAGCAUGACGAGGUAUGA
Messenger RNA from Talaromyces amestolkiae, 1017 nucleotides. RefSeq lists its product as uncharacterized. Bases 1 to 1017 code for a protein of 338 amino acids. The transcript has 5 exons. The record is from RefSeq and is a predicted model, not a curated record. NCBI's taxonomy places the organism in Eukaryota, Fungi, Ascomycota, Eurotiomycetes, Eurotiales, Trichocomaceae.